UUCUAAGCACUACUGUAUAUUUCUGUGGCCUUGCAUUAAAUAAAGCGACGGCUAUUUAGAUAGCUAAGACAUAGCGGGUGGAUUAAAGCGCACGACAUCGGUGCUGUAAUCAAAUAUAAAAGUGGAGGAAUACGCCUCCAACAAGCCUUAGUGGUACUUGAAGAAAAAUGACUUAUUCUAUGACAAUGCCUUCCUUAUAAUUUUUCAGGACGUAACGUUAGCUAGCUAGUGAUCCAGUGGGAGAGAAAUAGCCGAGCAGUUAAUAUAGAUCGAUUUCUCAAAUCGUCGUUGGAAUUAACGUUUUCUUUUUGUAGUUUUCUAAUCAUAUUCGUGUUGAUAUUGUGUUAUUUACUUAACGUUUCUGAAUUAGUUGUUAGUCAACGGAAUACCGGGAUAUUUAUUGUACUGGGAUGGACAAUGCCCAUACUAAGACAGUCGAGGAGGUGUUGGGGUAUUUCUGUGUGAAUGAGUCGACAGGCCUGAGCUGUGAACAGCUGAGGAAAAGCAAGGAGAGAUGGGGCCCAAACGAGUUACCGGCAGAAGAAGGGAAGUCGCUAUGGGAACUGAUCCUGGAACAGUUUGAGGAUCUCUUGGUUCGAAUUCUUCUGCUGGCUGCCUGCAUCUCCUUCACUCUUGCCUGGUUCGAGGAAGGGGAGGGGACCAUCACAGCCUUUGUGGAACCCUUCGUCAUCCUCCUCAUCCUCAUCGCCAACGCUAUCGUUGGGGUGUGGCAGGAGCGUAAUGCUGAGAAUGCAAUAGAGGCGCUGAAGGAGUAUGAGCCUGAGAUGGGGAAGGUGUACCGACAGGACAGGAAGAGUGUCCAGAGGGUCCGGGCUAAGGACCUCGUACCUGGGGACAUAGUGGAGGUGGCAGUGGGUGAUAAAGUCCCAGCAGACAUCCGGCUGACCUCCAUCCGCUCCACCACGCUGCGAGUGGACCAGUCUAUCCUGACGGGGGAGUCGGUGUCUGUGAUCAAACACACAGACCCAGUGCCUGACCCGCGAGCCGUCAACCAGGACAAGAAAAACAUGCUGUUUUCUGGCACCAACAUUGCGGCAGGCAGGGCUAUAGGUGUGGUGGUAGCUACUGGGGUGCAGACUGAGAUCGGGAAGAUUCGUGAUGAGAUGGCUGCUACAGACCCAGAGAGAACACCGCUGCAGCAGAAACUGGACCAGUUUGGGGAACAGCUGUCCAAGGUGAUCACAGUGAUCUGCGUGGCAGUGUGGGGUAUCAACGUAGGCCAUUUCAAUGACCCGGUCCACGGUGGCAGCUGGCUCAGAGGGGCUGUCUACUACUUCAAGAUCGCUGUGGCACUGGCUGUAGCUGCCAUCCCUGAGGGGCUACCUGCUGUGAUCACCACCUGCCUAGCUCUGGGGACCAGACGCAUGGCCCGGAAGAACGCCAUCGUCCGCAGUCUGCCUUCUGUGGAGACCUUGGGCUGCACCUCCGUCAUCUGCUCCGAUAAGACUGGCACCCUCACCACCAACCAGAUGUCUGUCCACCGGAUAUUUGUUGUGGACAGUGUGUCAGGGGAGCGAUGCGCCCUGAGUGAGUUUUCGGUGACCGGAUCUACUUACGCCCCGGAAGGGGAAGUGUAUAAGGAUGAGACGGUGGUGAAGUGUAGUCAGUAUGAGGGCCUGGUGGAGAUGGCCUCUAUCUGUGCUCUGUGUAACGACUCCUCUCUGGACUACAACGAGUCUAAGGGUGUGUAUGAGAAGGUAGGCGAGGCCACGGAGACGGCCCUGUGCUGUCUGGUGGAGAAGAUGAACGUGUUCGACACAGACCUCAGAGGACUGUCCGCCGUCGAGAGAGCUACUGCCUGCUGCUCGGUGAUUAAACAGUUGAUGAGGAAGGAGUUGACGUUGGAGUUCUCCCGUGACAGGAAGUCCAUGUCAGUGUUCUGUUCUCCCAACAAACUCAGCCGCUCUGCCUCCGGGGCCAAGAUGUUUGUCAAGGGAGCUCCGGAGAGCGUGCUGGAGCGCUGCCGUUGGAUUCGGGUGAACGGGGGCGCGCGGGUGCCCAUGACGCCGGCGGGGCGGGAGCAGCUCCAGGGGACCGUCAGGGAGUGGGCCACGGGGCGGGACACCCUCCGAUGCCUCGCCAUGGCGACCCGGGACUCGCCUCCCGAGAUACGCUCUCUCAACCUGGAGAACUCGGCCACCUUCGCUGAUUACGAGUCGGACCUGACCUUCGUGGGCUGCGUGGGGAUGCUGGACCCCCCCAGGAAGGAAGUGCUUGGUGCGGUCCGUAUGUGUCGGCAGGCUGGCAUCCGCGUCAUCAUGAUCACAGGUGACAACAAGGGCACGGCCAUGUCCAUCUGUCGUCGCGUGGGCAUCAUCACGGAGGAGGAGGAGGAGGCGGGCAGGGACGACCCGUUCUCAGGGGGCCUGACGGGGAGGGAGUUUGACGAGCUGCCCCCCCACCUCCAGAGGCAGGCCUGUCGUACCGGACGCUGCUUCGCCCGUGUGGAACCCACACACAAGAGCCGCAUCGUGGAGUACCUACAGAGCCUCGAUGACAUCACAGCCAUGACUGGUGAUGGAGUGAAUGAUGCGCCAGCCCUGAAGAAGGCAGAGAUCGGGAUCGCCAUGGGUUCAGGCACGGCUGUUGCCAAGUCCGCCUCAGAGAUGAUCUUAGCUGAUGAUAACUUCUCUACCAUCGUAGCGGCUGUAGAAGAGGGCAGAGCCAUCUACAACAACAUGAAGCAGUUCAUACGAUACCUCAUCUCUUCCAACAUAGGAGAGGUUGUCUGUAUUUUCAUGACGGCUGCUCUGGGCAUGCCCGAGGCCCUGAUCCCGGUCCAGUUGCUGUGGGUCAACCUGGUGACAGACGGCUUCCCGGCCACUGCCCUGGGCUUCAAUCCCCCUGACCUAGACAUCAUGUCCCGCCCCCCACGCUCCCCCAAGGAGCCUCUCAUCUCCAGAUGGCUCUUCUGCAGAUACCUCAUCGUCGGAUGCUACGUCGGAGCAGCUACAGUAGGAGCUGCAGCCUGGUGGUUCAUGGCAGCACACGAUGGACCCAAACUCUCCUUCUACCAACUGUCUCACUAUCUCCAGUGCGGUGAAGGCCACGGGGAGUUUGCGGGGGUUCAGUGCUCGGUGUUUGAGUCGCCCUACCCCAUGACCAUGGCCCUGUCUGUGCUCGUUACCAUAGAGAUGUGCAACGCCCUCAACAGUCUGUCAGAAAACCAGUCCCUGCUGAAGAUGCCUCCUUGGUCCAACCCCUGGCUGGUGGGAGCUAUCUGUCUCUCCAUGGCGCUCCACUUCCUCAUCCUCUACGUUGACCCCCUGCCUGUGGUGUUCCAGAUCCGCCCCCUGUCGUGGCCACAGUGGGUUGUGGUCCUCAAGAUGUCGCUUCCAGUCAUCUUCAUGGACGAGGCCCUCAAGUUCCUGGCCCGGAACUGGAUCGAGCCGGGUACCGACGUGGAGCGCCAGGAGGAGGAGCGGGAGCGCCGGCGGAGGGGUCAAGGGUCAGGGGGCAUGACUGCCGCUGUGAGCAGGGUGUUCAAGGGCGUGUCCUGGUCAUUCGUUUUAAUGUCGUUCCCCCUAUUGGUCUGGAUCUACAGCCUGGACUCUGAUAUUACUAACAUGUUCUAUGAGUGAAGGGAAGGUGGGGGGGGGGGGGGGGGGGGGGGGGGGGUUGUGAAGAUGGAGUGCAGGGAGAGAAUAAAAAACAAAACAUUUUUAGUGGGUUAAAGCCAGGGAUGGAGGGAUGAAAGGUGAACAAUCUGAGACGGUGAGAGGGAUAGUGAAGAGGAGAGCACUGAUACAUCCUAGCUCAGCACUCUUGACUAUUUGAAUAUGGGCCCUGACCGUAAGUGAGGGAUUUUCUAAAACUCAAGGUCCUAUUCAAUCAAGCCUGGUUUAGCAAGUUCCCUGAAUACGUCUUGAAAGUACCACUCCUCUUGUGCAGAAAGAAUGCACGUUUAGGUUCACAUAGCCCCUUGACAACAUCAUUUUUUACAAUGUGAGACAAACCAGAAAGAAACGCAACUUUUGUAGUUGAUUCAAACAAGCUUUCUGGCUGCUCAGAAUUAUUAUUAUUAUUAUUAUUAUUUUUAUUUUUUUCUUGAAAGGGAAAGUACUGUCUAUAGAUGAUUUAUAACAGAGUACUUUAUACAUUUCAUUCCAAUUUCUCUACCUGUAAGGUGACAGGUGGGAAAGUGAGGGAGAAAGAAGCUUCUUCAGUCUAGUCUAGGGAAUGGAGGGAUGACUGGAUGAAGAGGGAGAAAGGCAGAGAUAAAGAAUCUUCUAGCAUCAGUCAGACUGGCCACACCGACACUCCAGCCAUCUUCAGAAAUCAAUCAAUUAAUAUUUGAUUUAAUUUAGAUGUCAUCAAGCUGUCUAGGGAAGAGUACUGCAGAAUACUUCUUUAAUGUGUAUUUCUUAGGGUUAUGCGCUGGCAGAGCUGAAUUUUGAAAAAUAAGUUAAAGAUUUUACGUUUGUUUUCACUGCAUUAUUCAUAUUUAUUAAUACAUCACGACACUGAAUUAUGUCUUUUUUCUUUCUGUUGGAUAUUUUUCUAUGCCUAACUUCUUUGCUACAGAAUGGAUGUUGUCUCCAUGUUCUGAUGAAGGUUGGCUACUCUUUAUGACAUCAUACCCUUUGUCUCCUUGUCAUCAUGCAUGUUUGAGAUUGACUACUGGUGCAUUGCAGUUGGACUGUUCAGAAUCACUGAUCUCCAAAUCACCUGGCUUUCUAACUAACUACUCAUUAUGUGAUCAAGAUUAGCGAUUAUGCGCUGUGCCUUGCUCAAACUUAUCCUCCUCCAACACGCUGACUGUUGAUCUAAACUAAAACUGUCCAAGUUAGGUGCAGGCUUGUCAUCUUUUUGCGUGACCAGAUUCAUUCUGAUGUCCUACACAUGAUUUCAGUUUGGACUUGCAUCCUUAAAGUUACGACGUUACAAUCCUCACAUAGGCCUAGAAGCAGUAGACUUGUCUCUCUCUGUAAUCGUGACGACUCAUUGUUGUCAGGCUGAGGAAUUGCAUCAUAUUUUAGCUAGGCUACUCUACCGUUCUACUAGUUGGCAGUGGGUUUUGAUAGUCUAACAGCCACUGUGACAUCACACCAUGAACUAAAGGUACAAAGUUGUGUAGUCUGCUCAUGUGGACACCAAUACCACUUCCCCUGUAGUAGUGGGUUUGUUAGGGUUGGGAACACUAAUUAAUUAUUUGUCUUUUAUUUACAACAGACCAUAUUUGCUAACUUUCUAACCCCCCCCCCACACACACACACACAAAUGCAACAUUGUUUUUUGUUAUUAUUAUGAUUGAUAGAACUAUUAUGGUAAUUCUGAUUUAAUUAAUUGUCCUUGUGGUGUUUGUAGUGCCCCUACUGUGCCUGUAAAGAAUUAGAGGGUGUCAUUUUAUUUUCUGAAUGUAGUAAAGGGUGGGAGGGAAGGUUGGGAGUCAUUAAAAUCAUUAAUAGAUGUUGGGGGAGUGGAAAAGGGGGGAUUAGGGAGGAGAAGAGUCUGACUGGGUGGCUUUACAAAAGAGAGGGAUGAGGGAGAGAUGCUGAGAGGUCUUUUCUUUCCAUCUCUCCGUUUCUUUACUGGCGCUCUGACAGAGUGCUCUCUGUCUUCAUCUGAAACCAGUAAGCAAAAUAAUUUGACAACAUUUAAUGACUUCAAAGAAAUGAACAUUCAGUGGAGUUAUUUGAACAACAAAUGUCUUUUUUUGAGGCUAAAUUAAGGUGGGAAUGUAUUUAGUUUAUUGUAAAUCGUACCAUUUGCCGUCUGUCACAUUACUGCUAUUUCAUUUAUGGAAGAUGGGAAAUGCUCUAUGGGAUGAAAACAACAAUAAAAUUGUUAAUUUAAA
This is a messenger RNA of Oncorhynchus kisutch (coho salmon), 5818 nucleotides long. Its product is annotated as sarcoplasmic/endoplasmic reticulum calcium ATPase 2. Lineage: Eukaryota; Metazoa; Chordata; Actinopteri; Salmoniformes; Salmonidae. The transcript has 23 exons. The coding region runs from base 411 to 3602 and encodes 1063 amino acids. Gene Ontology annotation, molecular function: ATP hydrolysis activity; P-type calcium transporter activity; ATP binding. Gene Ontology annotation, cellular component: membrane. The record is from RefSeq and is a predicted model, not a curated record. Gene Ontology annotation, biological process: calcium ion transport.